This is a messenger RNA of Coffea arabica (coffee), 833 nucleotides long. RefSeq names its product protein SAMBA-like. Gene Ontology annotation, biological process: negative regulation of organ growth. Gene Ontology annotation, molecular function: anaphase-promoting complex binding. NCBI's taxonomy places the organism in Eukaryota, Viridiplantae, Streptophyta, Magnoliopsida, Gentianales, Rubiaceae. The record is from RefSeq and is a predicted model, not a curated record.
GAAUAGUAGAAUUGGGGGGGUAAAAAGGAAGAGGGGAAUUGGAGAUGAGUAAUAGUUCGCUGUCGUCAUCGCCGGCGAGGUCAUCGAUAUCUACGACGGCGGUGGCUGGGAGUGCAAAUGCGGUGGUCGGAGGGUCAUCUCUAUCCGUCGAGGACUACCACUUUCCGGCGGAUCUCAUUUCAAUUCAGGACCGCAAAGACGAGGCCCUUCUUGUUCUGAAAGCUGACCUGAUGGCUGCUUUGAACAAAGAGGUUAAAUCCCUUGAUGAGGAUAGCUGGAUGUUUGAGGGACCCCGAUCUCGUAUUAAUCUUAUUUCAAGACCAGGUGGGCUUCUACAGAAGCGUUUUGGAAUUACGAAGCAUCAUAACUUGGCCCCGAAAAACUGAUUUGUAUAUCCUUAAUAAAGAAAUUACCAUGAGCCAGCGAGAGGUGACCGUCAAGUUUCUUGAACUGAUUCAUGCCUUCUAUAAUAGCUUGAGCUAGAGUACUGGCUUAAGAGGGACCAAGAUGCCUGGAUAUGCCGUUCUACUUGAAGUUUGUCAUGGUCUGCUCUGUAUCUGUUCUUGAUGUACUCUAAAUUUCUGCAACAGUAAACUUGCUAGUUUAGAGCAGCCAUUGGUGCUUUGUCCAGUGAUAGCUGCUUAGAAAGUGUCAACACUUUCUUGUUGAAUACAGCCAUUCAGUUGCUAAUAGGACUAGCUAGGAAUGUUGGAAAUAAACGCCUGGUGAAACUUUGAUACUUCUAUUAUCAAAUCUUGCUUCUUCAAAUAUUAUAGUCUCCCAGGCCUUGUUUUGAAGAUUCUGUUAAGAGUAGAGAACUCCAUGUUUUAGCU